Rhipicephalus microplus (southern cattle tick) is the source of this 1592-nucleotide messenger RNA. RefSeq names its product metalloprotease TIKI2. NCBI's taxonomy places the organism in Eukaryota, Metazoa, Arthropoda, Arachnida, Ixodida, Ixodidae. Gene Ontology annotation, biological process: negative regulation of Wnt signaling pathway. The record is from RefSeq and is a predicted model, not a curated record. Gene Ontology annotation, molecular function: metalloendopeptidase activity. Gene Ontology annotation, cellular component: membrane.
UUGUUCCGAAGGAGCGACGCACGUGGACGAAUGGCUCCAGGAGCGUCGUCGUGCCAGCGUCGCCGUCGCCGGCGCGCCGCGGGGACCCCGUGAGCAGCAUGACGCGUUGCGGCCACCAGGGCCUACUAGUGCUGUGUGUCUCCCUCGUGUGCUGCUACUGCCUGGUGCUGCCGCCUACAGCGCAGAUUCCUGGCUCAAGCGGUGACCAGUACUCCGAGCACCGGCUACCGCCAUCCUGCAACUCUACUGGCAGCGGCGUGCGAUCCUUCUUGUGGUCGACGCGCAACGAACCGCCGUCGUACUUUUUCGGCACCAUCCACGUGCCGUACACCCGAGUGUGGGAACACGUGCCGGAGAACGCCAAGCGGGCGUUCGCCAACGCCGACCGCGUCGUCUUCGAGCUGGACCUGCUGGACCCUGGCACCCUGGCGGCGCUCGCCAACUGCCAGCUGCUGCCCGAGGGACGCUCCCUGGCCGACAUCCUGCCCGCCGACCUGCUCUUGAGGUUGCGGAGGCACUUGGACUACGUGCGGGCCAAGAUGUCGGCCUGGAUGACGGCCGACCAGCGCGGCCGCGGCCUGUACGCCGACUACCUGUUCCACGCCAUCACGGGCGACUGGGAGCGCAAGCGGCCCAUCUGGGUGCUCCUCAUGGUCGACUCGCUCACCGAGGAAGGCGUGCGCUCGCGUGGCGUGCCCGUGCUCGACCUGUUCCUGGCGCAGGCGGCGCAGCACCUGGACAAGCGCACCGGCGCCGUCGAGCAGGUGCACGAGCAGUGCCUGCCCAUCAACGGACUCAACGGCAGCCAGGUGCUGUUCGCGCUGGACCAAACGCUGCGGCAGCACGAGCGCACCCGGCGCGGCGCGCAGCGCUCGGGUUACGGAGCCGACGACCUUAUACGGCACUACAACUGCGGGGACCUGGACGCCGUGGUGUUCCGCAGGGACACUGCGCAGGUUCCUCCGCUGGCCAACACCUCCCUGCGGCUUUCGGCACGCGAGCUCCGGCUGGCCAGGGACAUAGACCGGUACUUCCGGCACGAGCUGAUCUACAAGCGAAACCACCGCAUGGGCGACCGCGUGCUACGGCUACUCAGGGCCAACCCAGGACAGAGCUUCUUUUUCGCCUUCGGAGCAGGCCAUUUCCUGGGAAACAACACAGUGCUGGACUUCGUGCGCCAGGGCGGAUACGACGUGGAGCACAUCGCGGCCACGAGAAGCAUACCGGAGGUGAAGAAGGGCGGCGAGCAGGAGAGCUCGUGGCCGGACCCUGCGGAGGUGCUGGGCGAGCAGCAGCAGUCGGCCGCCGACCAGGCACCCGGAUGGCGGCGCCGGAAGGCCAAGAAGAGGCCCUUCCUCUCGUCGCCGCCCACCACCUCCAGGCCGAGGAAGUUCAACGAUCUAUGGGUGCGCCUGGACUCCACCUGGCGUCCUCGGUCGCUGCCUGCCAAGGCCCUGGGUGCACGUGCACCCGCCGUAUCGCUCAAGCUGUGGCGCGGACACCGGGCGGCCGCGGCCAGCACCAGCCAGACUACAAUCCUGGUCGCGCUCACCUCCUACUUCACCGCGAGCCUCGGGAGCUUCCCGCCUUGA